This is a messenger RNA of Necator americanus (New World hookworm), 1086 nucleotides long. RefSeq lists its product as uncharacterized. Lineage: Eukaryota; Metazoa; Nematoda; Chromadorea; Rhabditida; Ancylostomatidae. The coding region runs from base 1 to 1086 and encodes 361 amino acids. The record is from RefSeq and is a predicted model, not a curated record. The transcript is spliced from 11 exons. Gene Ontology annotation, molecular function: Hsp70 protein binding.
AUGUUCACACUUGUAAUUGACGUGUUCGCGCGUUACUUCCUUUUUUUUUGCUUCUUUGCUUUCCGUCGGUCAUUUUCGUUUGUCACUAACGGUCGAAAACAGCACUGGAAGUCUACGAAGAAGAUGGGAGAGGAUUGUAAAAACGAGGGAGAAAUGCCUCCACGGGAGGAAUCGCCGUACACAACCUUGGGAAUAGCGUCAAAUUCGGAUGAAACAACGAUAAAGAAAGCAUACCGAAAACUAGCGCUAAAAUGGCAUCCCGACAAACAUACCGAGGAGAAGGAUAAGGCGAUUGCCGAAAAACAAUUCAAGAAAAUCGCUCAAGCAUACGAGAUUCUUUCUGAUGCGAAGAAGCGUCAAGAAUUUGAUCGCUCCGAAAACUUGUCCACGUUCCGUUCUCGUCGUGGUCGGAUGAGUGACGAUUUCCGCUCACCGUUCGACAUUUUCCGUGAAUUCUUUGGGAAUCGUGAUCCAUUCCAGGACGUCUUCUUCGACGAUGCAUUCACUUUCCCGUCAGAUUCAUUUAUUUUUAAAAAGCACAAAUUCCCAUCGAGCCGAGUGCAUAUCUUUUAUGACGAUGAGAGGAAAAAGAAAGAUGAUGAUUGCCAUUUUUCUACGGUAAUUCGCUUCUCAUCGGCAUCAGAGCCUGGAAAGAAUGCGACCGUCCGAAAAACAUCUACCACGACGAAAAUUAUCGACGGCAAGAAGGUGGUCACGAAACGAACAGAAAACGACGGCGAGGAAGUAGUUGAGAUUCUGGAGGAUGGCGAAUUGAAGUCACGAACGGUGAAUCCGUCGGACCAACAUCAACGUCCUCAACUACUACUAAUAUCACCAUUGCAAAUAUCCGCACCCCACAUCAGCACUUCGUGUUUGUCUGCCCGCGCACGUUUUUUUUUUCUUCCAGUUGCAGCACUCGUCGUCCCAAUAGGCCGUUCCUCUUCGUGUCUACGCGUGCUUUUCAAAGUUUUUGGGCUCAUUCGCUCGAAUUUUAACUCUCCUCAACGACUCUUUGCCAUAGCCCGAGAACACAGUCGCUGCUGCCUAUCUGCCGCUGUCGCCCGCCCGCCCGCCUGCCCGCAUUAG